AACUUCUUAUCCUGUCAUUUAUUAACUGUUACGUGUUUUAUUUUGGAAUCUUUUAGCCGGAACUCUUUUUGUAAACGGCGCCUCCAAUCACAGUGGAGUGAAGCUCAUAGCUUCGUUAGCUUCGUGAGUGUUUGUAGGAUAGUUAACAGUAGUUGUUUGCACAUUCGGCUGUUCCCGCCAUGGCGUACCAGCUGUACAGGAACACCACUCUGGGAAACAGUCUGCAGGAGAGUCUGGACGAGCUCAUACAGACUCAGCAGAUCACCCCUCAGCUGGCUCUUCAGGUUCUCCUCCAGUUCGACAAAGCCAUCAACACAGCGCUCGCCAACAGAGUCCGCAACCGAGUCAAUUUCAGGGGUUCUCUGAACACCUACAGGUUCUGUGACAACGUGUGGACAUUUGUCUUGAACGAUGUGGAGUUCAGAGAGGUGACUGACCUUGUAAAGGUUGACAAAGUCAAGAUUGUCGCCUGUGACGGAAAGAGUGAGUCAGUCCAGAACAAAUCUGACAAAUGGUAAGUGUAAAACUAAAAUACUUUCACAGUUCAC
Messenger RNA from Solea solea (common sole), 548 nucleotides. It is a transcript of the gene gtf2a2, whose product is annotated as general transcription factor IIA, 2. The transcript has 3 exons. Bases 180 to 518 code for a protein of 112 amino acids. Gene Ontology annotation, molecular function: TBP-class protein binding; RNA polymerase II general transcription initiation factor activity. Gene Ontology annotation, cellular component: transcription factor TFIIA complex. Gene Ontology annotation, biological process: transcription initiation at RNA polymerase II promoter; RNA polymerase II preinitiation complex assembly. Lineage: Eukaryota; Metazoa; Chordata; Actinopteri; Pleuronectiformes; Soleidae. The record is from RefSeq and is a predicted model, not a curated record.